AUGGCGGCUUCACGUGCCUUGGCUGCACUGCUUGCCGUGGCAAUACUGGUGCUGAUUUCAUCUUCAGUUCCUCGCGUUAUGGCGGGCGACCCCAGCCCUCUCCAGGACUUCUGUGUUGCUGAUAUGAUGACCCCUGUGUUCGUGAACGGGUUCGUUUGCAAGAACCCAAAGCUGGUGAUGGCGAACGACUUCUUCCGUGCCGGCCUCAAUAAGCCAGGCAUGCUGAACGCGCAGGGCUCCGCCGUCACGUUGGUGUCUGUGCUGCAGCUCCCCGGCCUCAACACGCUCGGCAUCUCCCUGGCGCGCAUCGACUUCGGCCCCAACGGGCAGAACCCGCCGCACACGCACCCGCGCGCCACCGAGAUUCUGACCGUGAUCAAGGGCCAGCUCCUCGUCGGCUUCGUCACCUCCAACCAGCAAGACGGCAGGAACCUGCUCUUCACCAAGCAGCUGGUGGAGGGCGACGUGUUCGUCUUCCCACAGGGGCUCAUCCACUUCCAGGCCAACAACGGGCCCAACCCCGCCCUCGCCAUCGCCGCACUCAGCAGCCAGAACCCAGGCACAAUCACCAUUGCCAACGCCGUGUUUGGGUCGACGCCACCCAUCAGCGACCUCAUCCUCGCCAAGGCGUUCAUGACCGAGAAGGACACUGUCGACUGGAUCCAGUCCCAGUUCGCGCCGGCCAUGAGCAGCAACAGCAGCAUGGGCGGCGGCGGCAACUAUACCGGCGGUGGCGGCGGCGGCGGCUACUACCCUGGCAUGCGCAAGAAGCCCUAA
Molecule: messenger RNA, 777 nt
Organism: Lolium rigidum
Lineage: Eukaryota; Viridiplantae; Streptophyta; Magnoliopsida; Poales; Poaceae
Product: germin-like protein 4-1
Exons: 2
Coding region: 1-777 (258 amino acids)
Cellular component (GO): cell wall
Molecular function (GO): manganese ion binding
Source: RefSeq, a predicted model, not a curated record